AUGAAUGUCUGCCAAGCAGUGAAUAGUGCCCUACAUAUCGCUAUGGAAACGGAUAAAACGGCCAUGAUUAGUUUUGAAAACCUAAUAAAAACUAUUUUACGGAUAGUGAGAUUUGGUAGCGUGGGAGAUCGGUUUUUCAAUACACCAUUAUGCGAGCAAGGUAUCGUUGGGUUCGGCAUAGGCGUAGCUGUAGGUGGAAGUACUGCGAUAGCUGAGGUCCAGUUCAGUGACUAUAUAUUUCCGGCGUACGAUCAGUUGGUAAAUGAAGCAGCCAAGUAUCGAUAUCGUAGCGGUGGUAUGUUCAACUGUGGUGCUCUGACAGUCAGGUCCACCUAUGGAGCAGUCGGGCACGGUGGCUUGUAUCAUUCGCAAAGCCCGGAAGCACAUUUCACGCACACCCCGGCCUUAAGGUUGUUAUCCCCCGUGGCCCCAUUCAAGCAAAGGGACUCUUGUUGUCCUGCAUUCGCGAUCCGAAUCCAUGUAUAUUUUUCGAGCCUAAGCACAAUUCAAGGUUCUAUAUCGAAUGAGCAGCAGAAACGUCGCGACAGAGGACUAUUACAAUUGCCGAGCGUGGAGAAGACAGGGCGACUCAUAGUUACUCACGAGGCACCAAUAACGAGUGGCUUUGGAGCUGAAAUUGCUGCUGCCAUACAGCGACGAUGCUUCCUGCAUCUGGAAUCACCAAUUGAGCGAGUGUGCGGCUUUGACACGCCAUUCCCACACGUUUUCGAGCCAUUCUAUUUACCAACGAAAUGGAGACUUUUCGAUGCCAUCAAAAGAGCGUCAAGUACUAUUACAUGUAACAAGUUUAGAAAGGUGGGCUUGUGUGUAUAG
Ostertagia ostertagi is the source of this 834-nucleotide messenger RNA. The record is from the annotation of a GenBank genome assembly. Lineage: Eukaryota; Metazoa; Nematoda; Chromadorea; Rhabditida; Trichostrongylidae.